CUAAGCGAAGGACUGAUCGUCUGCGCGAUCUCUGUAGAAACGAUUUGUAGAGUGGUGUUCGACGCUGGAGCGAUCCCUUGUUUACAGUCGAAGCUUUCUUCUUUUCUUUCUGGUGAGCGGUGUCUAAACCAGGGGCCAAAAUUCGUGUCAAAAACAGAGCCCCCCUUCCCGCCUUCAGGAUGGAUCCACAUCCAGAGACGGAUUUGGAUGCACCUAUGUCCAAUCCGGAAGAGGAGGAGGAUCGUCUGGCCCAUCACGGGGAGUCCGAAUUCGAAUCCGAAGGGGAAGAGGAAGAGUCCGAGGACCCGUCCGGAGUGAACGCCAUGAGCCAGCUGCACGUCACGGGUCCAGACCCCAACAAUAUCAGUUCGGACGACAUCCUGCUCGCACAGAUACGACGGCGACAGGAGGAGGCCGAAGAGCGAAAGCUGAUUGAGCGCGAGAUCCGAGCGCACAAUGAGAUGCGGAUCCAGCGGGGGGAGGACGCCGGCUACUUACCUUCACCGCCGACCAGCAACCACCACCUCGGCGGCGGCAGCAGCAAGUCGACAACGCCGUCUCCGUCUUCUCCGCCGCAGACUCAGUACCUGUAUGCCGCCAACCACCCAUUCGCGGCCGCUUUCUUGAAUCCGCACAUGGCUGUCGCCGCGGCUGCAGCUGCCCAACAGGCCGCAGCAGCUGCCGCCGCCGCCUCCUCCCACCACCUACCCCCGACUCAUACCCUGAGCGGGGGCUCCUCAUCGACGGGCUCUGCAACGCCCCCCAACAACGGCAUCAGUCUCUCGUCCCCAAGAGGACCAGCCAGUGACCAGGACCAGUCCAAGUACACAUUCGAGGAGCAGUUCAAACAGGUGAGAGCGAAG
Molecule: messenger RNA, 863 nt
Organism: Stegodyphus dumicola
Lineage: Eukaryota; Metazoa; Arthropoda; Arachnida; Araneae; Eresidae
Product: protein dead ringer homolog
Biological process (GO): regulation of transcription by RNA polymerase II
Cellular component (GO): nucleus
Molecular function (GO): DNA binding
Source: RefSeq, a predicted model, not a curated record